Messenger RNA from Vicia villosa (hairy vetch), 771 nucleotides. Its product is annotated as protein FAR1-RELATED SEQUENCE 5-like. NCBI's taxonomy places the organism in Eukaryota, Viridiplantae, Streptophyta, Magnoliopsida, Fabales, Fabaceae. The coding region runs from base 1 to 771 and encodes 256 amino acids. Gene Ontology annotation, biological process: regulation of DNA-templated transcription. The transcript has a single exon. The record is from RefSeq and is a predicted model, not a curated record.
AUGUGGGUUCUUGAACAAAUUUUGGAAGCAAUGUCAGGUAAGUCGCCUAUAUCUGUCAUUACUGAUGGCGGUCUUGCAAUGAAGAAAGCUAUAAAAAAGGUGUUUCUGAAUGCUUAUCAUAGGUUGUGUGCUUGGCAUCUAAUUUGCAAUGCAAUGUCUAACAUUAGAGUUCCUGAAUUUGUUAGUCAAUUUAGGAAAUGCAUGUUGGGUGACUAUGACCUGGGUGAGUUUCGGCGCAAGUGGGCUGACAUGAUUGACGCAUUUGGGUUGCAUGACAUCAAGUGGGUUACAGAAUUGUAUGCAAAGAGAAAGACGUGGGCUACAGCUCAUAUACGCGGAAAACUUUUUGCUGGGUUCAGAACUACCUCCCGGUGUGAAGGUUUACAUUCACAAAUGGGGAAGUUUCUUCACUCACGAUAUAAUUUAAGUGAAUUUUUCUUACAUUUUCAUCGGUGUCUUAAUUACACGCGUUAUAAGGAGGUAGAAGCUGACUUUCUAUCAAAUUACGGCUAUCCUGUGCUACAAACAAGAUUUCAAAGCAUGGAGCGUUGCGCUGGGAAGUUAUUUACAAGAGAAAUAUUCUUUUUGUUUUGUGAUCUUCUUGCACGAUCCGCGGAGAUGGUAGUGGCAACAUGUCAUCAAACUUAUACUUGUAUCAUAUACACAGUUCGCAAGUACCAAGCAUCAAAAAGGGAGUGGAACAUAUCAUUCUAUCCUGAUGAUGACGUUUUUAAAUGUUCUUGCAAGAUUAUUGCACUAUUGAUUUUUUAA